CAAAUAAUCACAAGUUUAAUGAAAAUAGGUUCUCGAUACUUUUUCCUAGAUUUAUAGUGUUUCUAAUCGACUAAAAACCUAGUUUGAAUUAAGUAGGUUUCAGGUCACACCUCUAUUCUACUGCAGUUAUUGAAUGCAGUUUUCAGUGUGCAUUCAUCGGUCUAUGACGUUUUUGCCCUGUAAAUAUAAAUAUCGAUCCUAUCUAUUAUGCAGCCAAGUAAAAUAUAAUGUAAUGUCCAAUAUCUUUGAAACACUUCAGUGUUUUAUAAGAUCGUCUUAAAAUUUUAAAGUACUAAUCUAGGACUUCGUAUAAAAUGAAAAAUUAAUGUUCUAUUAUUAUUCUUCACCACUUUAUCGAUCGAUAACUAAAAUGUAUCGAGCACUAUUGAUUUCAUUUUUAAUUCUGGGUCUGCAUUGCGAUAAUUGCUUGUCCAUAAGGGAAUACAGUAAAGAAGAUGUUUUAAAACUAAGAGAGGAAGUAAGAGAAAUGUUUCAACAUGCAUACGACAGCUACCUGCGAUAUGCGUACCCCUACGACGAGCUACGCCCUUUGAGUUGUGAUGGAGUGGAUACUUGGGGCAGUUACUCUCUUACACUUAUAGAUGCUUUAGAUAUGCUUGUGAUAAUGGGAAACUAUACGGAAUUCAACAGAGUCGUUGACAUUGUGCUUGAGAAACAAAACUUUGAUACAGAUAUCAAUGUUUCAGUGUUUGAAACCAAUAUUAGAAUUAUUGGUGGCUUACUUAGUGCACAUCUCUUAUCGAAUAAGUCUGGAAUGAAAUUAGAACCUGGAUGGCCAUGUAAUGGACCUCUACUUCGGUUAGCUGAAGAUGUUGCACACAGGCUUAUUGCUGCUUUUGACACUACCACUGGGAUGCCAUAUGGUACCAUAAAUCUAAGAUCUGGUGUUCCACCUGGAGAAACGAGUAUUACUUGCACAGCUGGUGUGGGGACAUUCAUCAUAGAAUUUGGUACUUUAAGUAGGCUAACUGGCGACCCAUUGUAUGAAGAGGUUGCACUGAAUGCACUAAAAGCUUUAUACCAUCAUAGAUCACCUAUAGGUCUAGUUGGAAACCAUAUUGAUGUCAUGACAGGAAGAUGGACAGCUCAAGACGCUGGUAUUGGAGGUGGCGUCGACUCCUAUUUUGAAUAUCUAGUCAAAGGUGCAAUACUAUUGGAAAGGCCGGAACUAAUGUCAAUGUUUAAUGAAGCUCGGACUGUUAUUGAUAAAUAUUUGAAGAAGGAUGACUGGUAUGUGUGGGCCACCAUGCUGAAAGGACAUGUGACCCUUCCUGUAUUCCAGUCCCUGGAAUCGUACUGGCCUGGUUUAUUGAGCUUGAUAGGUGAAAGCGACACAGCAAUGCGUAUUCUACAUAAUUACCACAGUGUAUGGAAACAAUAUGGGUUUACUCCAGAGGUUUACAAUCUCGGUACUGGUGAGGCCUCGUCUUCGAGGGAGAGCUAUCCCUUACGCCCGGAAUUGAUAGAGUCUAUUAUGUACUUGUAUAGAGAAACAAGAGAUCCAAUAUUGCUGCAAAUGGGAGAAGAUAUACUGAGGAGCAUACAGCACAGUGCGAGAACACCUUGUGGAUAUGCUACGAUUAAGGAUGUCCGUGAUCACCGUAAGGAAGAUCGAAUGGAAUCAUUCUUCCUCGCUGAAACAACCAAAUAUCUUUAUCUAUUGUUUGACCCGGACAACUUCAUUCACAACCCAGGUGUCCACGGGACAGUUAUAAAUACACCAAAUGGUGAAUGUAUAGUCGACAUGGGUGGAUAUGUUUUCAACACAGAGGCUCACCCCAUUGAUCCCCUCAUGCUGUAUUGUUGCCAUGAAGCCAGGCAAGGUAUAAACAUUAGUGAAGUACACAGAAUUUCUCAAAUAUUAGAUGAGGAAGAUAAUAUACAAUUUAUGACAAUGAUAGAUGCUUCUAUGAAUAGGAAUAUCACGAAUACCACAGAAAAAGAAACUGACUCCGAAACUACAACAAGCUUCAAGGUGAACACGACUACAACAACGACAAAUGAAAUUAGAGAUUUUCCUAAAGCGGAACAAAGUCAAGUUUCAAUCAAAACGGAGACAAGGACUGGAUAUGUUAACAUUGAUGGCACUGAAAGAGAAAAGACUAAAAAUGAAAGCUUAGGCGAUAUUUUGAAGGAUCAUAUCAGCAAUUACUAUAAUAAUACAACUAUAAAUGAUAGCAACAAGGAAACAAUCACCGAGGAGCCUUCUACUCAAACCGUUUCAAAAGUGGCAGUCGAUGAUAUAAUUAUACCACAGAAAACUGAAUCUGAUACAUUGCAACUACCGAGUACCACGAAAGCAAAGGAAGUUAUCAAAAUCUUGCCGAAAGUGUUACAAGAUUACAUAAACAAUGAUUAUAGAGCCAAGUCGACGUGCGAGCCGCAGCGGAUGUUGGAGAGAAUUCGAAACGAGAAGAGAUAUCCGGAACACCCUGACAUCAAUAAAUACAGAAUCCUGUUGACGGCGGCUCCGUCUUUUAUGCAAAGGGUUUGCAUCGCUGGAGAAUUUUUGAAUCGAAAGCACGUGGAAUUGUGACAUAUAAUGAAUAUGUUUGUACCUAUCAUCUUUUGUCUGGAAUAUCUGAUUAUAGUUAGCCGCUACGCAUAUCUCUAAAGGCACAAUACACGCUGUACUUGAAUGUAGAGUUCAAGAAUAAAUAAAGUAGAUCAAAUUCA
Molecule: messenger RNA, 2697 nt
Organism: Vanessa tameamea
Lineage: Eukaryota; Metazoa; Arthropoda; Insecta; Lepidoptera; Nymphalidae
Gene: Edem1
Product: ER degradation-enhancing alpha-mannosidase-like protein 2
Exons: 8
Coding region: 326-2557 (743 amino acids)
Biological process (GO): carbohydrate metabolic process; mannose trimming involved in glycoprotein ERAD pathway; endoplasmic reticulum mannose trimming
Cellular component (GO): membrane; endoplasmic reticulum
Molecular function (GO): mannosyl-oligosaccharide 1,2-alpha-mannosidase activity; calcium ion binding
Source: RefSeq, a predicted model, not a curated record